Trypanosoma theileri is the source of this 1116-nucleotide messenger RNA. Its product is annotated as cytoplasmic l-asparaginase i-like protein. The transcript has a single exon. Bases 1 to 1116 code for a protein of 371 amino acids. The record is from RefSeq and is a predicted model, not a curated record. Lineage: Eukaryota; Euglenozoa; Kinetoplastea; Trypanosomatida; Trypanosomatidae. Gene Ontology annotation, molecular function: asparaginase activity.
AUGAUAAAAUUUGAUUGCAACUCGGAUUCUCUCGGGAUAUCCAAUGCGGCCACACCCCAACCGCUGGAUAUGGAGAUAGACACCAACAAUCAAGAGGUAUUGCUUAUCAACACACGCAACUUUCCAUGUGUGGAGGAUUGCAACUCGCAGGGUGGUGGAAAACCACGAGAUUUUCUUGAAAUUCUUAAGCAAAAUGAUGAUCUGCGGUCCAGUGGAGUCCCAAAGUUUCGUGUUGUACAACUGGAAGUGUUAAAACACUCAGCGGGUCAAAAUCACAAUGAUUGGAUCAGUCUGGCAAAUCUUAUUCAAGCGAACUAUCACACAUGUCGUGGCUUUGUAGUAGUUAACGGCACAGAUAAUAUGGUAUCAACAUCAACGGCACUUAGUUUUAUGCUUGAAAAUUUGGGAAAACCUGUUGUAUUUACCGGUUCACGUAUUCCACCAGAGCGUCUCUAUACAGAUUUAUGGCGUAAUCUUAUUGUUGCAUUACUUUUCGCCAAUUGUAGCCAAUUAAAUGAGGUAUGUAUUCUUUUUGAUGAGCAAUUAUUUCGUGCAAAUCGUUCUAUUAAAGUUUCUAGAUCUACUCUUACUCCAUUUGAUUCCCCACAUUUUCCACCAUUGGCUUCUAUGCAUGGUGCGAUACAUUUACACAAACCUUUUCUUCGAUUACACCCACGUGGUCAAUUCCGUGUAAUGGAUAAGAUGCAGUCUGUUGUUUUAACCCUAAAACUUGGACCAUCACUUCGUCAAGAGGUUUUACAAAAAGCAGUAGAAUUAACAAAAGCACGUGCUGUUGUUAUUAUUGCCUAUGGUGAUGGAAAUGGUCCUUCACGUGAUGGGUAUAUGAGCAAUAUUGUGAAGAAGAGUGUGGAACGUGGUAUUUUGGUGGUUGUAUGUACACAGAAUCUUUACGGCUCAGUGAAUUUGGGUGCAUAUGAAGUUGGAGAGGAAUUGCUGAAGGCAGGUGCUGUGAGUGCACAUGAUAUGACCAUUGAGGCUACCAUUAUGAAGUUAAAGUAUCUCUUGGGUGUUGGUCUUUCAACGAAUGAUGUAAAGAAGUUCUUUUCAAACGUUAACCUCCGUGGUGAACUCACUCUGCAGAAACAAAACCUGUAA